AUGAAUAUUGCAAACCUUGGCUUAGCCUCGGGCCGCGGUUUUGUACUAUCAUUAGUCGGAUCUUCGAUAGCUUGUUGCUCUUCCUGUGCCUGCACUGAAGAUGUGGCAAUUGCUUUCUUUUGCGGUCUAGCUGGGGUGCUGCUAGAUCGAGUUUUCGACCUCGGCGGCGCUAAAGGCCUCGCAAGAUCGGGUGUUUUCGAGCAUGAAGGAACAUCUGCAGAAUUUGUCCUAGCUGAAACGUGA
Molecule: messenger RNA, 243 nt
Organism: Strongylus vulgaris
Lineage: Eukaryota; Metazoa; Nematoda; Chromadorea; Rhabditida; Strongylidae
Source: the annotation of a GenBank genome assembly